Molecule: messenger RNA, 2096 nt
Organism: Sciurus carolinensis (gray squirrel)
Lineage: Eukaryota; Metazoa; Chordata; Mammalia; Rodentia; Sciuridae
Gene: Mon1a
Product: MON1 homolog A, secretory trafficking associated
Exons: 6
Coding region: 286-1953 (555 amino acids)
Biological process (GO): protein targeting to vacuole; vesicle-mediated transport
Source: RefSeq, a predicted model, not a curated record
GCGGGCUGGGUCGGGCCAAGCGUCUGGAACUGGGCCUCCGCGGGGAGAGGCCAGCGAAGGCUGAGGGCUGCUUUCCUGCGCCGGAGGCCGGGUGAAGGACGACAGGGGGAAAUUGGUGCCUUACUGUGGCCAUGUCUGUGUUCACAGGGGGACGUGGCCCCGAGAACCUGCGCCGACAGGCCUGGCCCGGCCGGACACCCAUACCCCGCCGGGGGUCCGGCAGAAGGCAGUGACUGGCACCCUGUGUGCGUCCUGGGUCCCCCAAAGAAACAGAUAGCCCAAGAGAUGGCUGCUGAUAUGCACAGGAAGAAAAGUAGUGAAUGCCCUGAUGGCACAUUGGCUCCUUCUGAUGGACAGAGUGUGGAAAGAGCAGAGAGCCCCACACCAGGACUGGCCCAGGGGAUGGAGCCAGGUGCCGGGCAGGAGGGUGCCAUGUUCGUUCAUGCCCGAUCCUAUGAAGACCUGACUGAGUCAGAGGAUGGGGCAGCUUCUGGGGACAGUUCCAAGGAGGGGGCUGGGGGUCCUCCAUCACUGCCUACAGAUAUGCAUCAGAUCAGCCAGGACUUUAGUGAGCUAAGUACCCAGCUGACAGGUGUGGCCCGAGACCUACAGGAGGAAAUGCUGCCAGGAAGCUCUGAGGACUGGCUGGAACCCCCAGGGGCAGCUGGGCGACCAGACACAGAGCCCUCCAGGGAGGGCACAUCAGAGGGGGAUGAGGAAGACGCUACGGAGGCAUGGCGCCUGCACCAGAAGCAUGUCUUUGUGCUGAGUGAGGCAGGGAAGCCUGUGUACUCUCGCUAUGGCUCUGAGGAGGCACUUUCCAGCACUAUGGGUGUCAUGGUGGCCCUAGUGUCCUUCCUGGAGGCAGACAAGAAUGCCAUCCGCUCCAUCCAUGCAGAUGGCUACAAGGUGGUAUUUGUGCGCCGGAGUCCACUGGUGCUGGUAGCGGUGGCACGAACACGGCAGUCGGCACAGGAGCUGGCGCAGGAAUUGCUCUACAUCUAUUACCAAAUUCUGAGCCUUCUUACCGGUGCGCAGUUGAGCCACAUCUUCCAGCAGAAGCAGAACUAUGACCUGCGACGCCUGCUUUCAGGCUCUGAGCGCAUCACCGACAAUCUGCUGCAGCUAAUGGCUAGAGACCCCAGCUUCCUAAUGGGGGCGGCGCGGUGCCUGCCCUUGGCCGCCACAGUGCGAGAAGCGGUAAGUGCCAGCCUGCAGCAGGCUCGUGCUCGCAGCCUAGUCUUCUCUAUCCUGCUGGCCCGCAACCAGCUGGUGGCGCUCGUGCGUCGCAAGGACCAAUUCCUGCACCCCAUUGACUUGCACCUACUCUUCAACCUCAUAAGUUCCUCCUCAUCCUUCCGCGAGGGUGAGGCCUGGACUCCGGUAUGCCUGCCCAAAUUCAAUGCAGCUGGCUUCUUCCACGCACACAUCUCUUACCUAGAGCCUGACACCGACCUCUGCCUGCUACUUGUCUCCACUGACCGUGAGGACUUUUUUGCUGUCUCUGACUGCCGCCGCCGCUUCCAGGAGCGCCUUCGCAAACGCGGAGCUCACCUUGCCCUGCGGGAAGCACUGCGCACACCCUACUACAGCGUUGCCCAAGUGGGCAUCCCUGACCUGCGUCACUUCCUCUAUAAAUCAAAGAGCUCAGGACUCUUCACCAGUCCUGAGAUUGAGGCCCCAUACACCAGUGAAGAGGAACAGGAGCGGUUGCUGGGCCUCUACCAGUACCUGCACAGUCGUGCCCACAAUGCCUCCCGCCCACUCAAGACCAUCUACUACACAGGCCCCAACGAGAACCUCCUAGCCUGGGUGACAGGCGCCUUUGAGCUCUACAUGUGCUACAGCCCUCUGGGGACUAAGGCAUCAGCUGUCAGUGCCAUCCAUAAGCUGAUGCGCUGGAUCCGUAAAGAGGAAGACCGCCUCUUCAUCCUCACACCCCUCACCUACUGAUGGGAAUGUGUGCAGACUCAGCCCUUCCAGGCCCAUUGGGCAUGGAAAGCCCAUGGGAGCCUCCAGGUGGGGGUGACUUCUUCUGCCCAGCCAGCAGACAGGGACUAUGGGUUGGUGUGUGCAUUAAAGUACUUUGGGAAGAC